Maniola jurtina (meadow brown) is the source of this 2128-nucleotide messenger RNA. Its product is annotated as peroxisomal catalase 1-like. Gene Ontology annotation, biological process: response to hydrogen peroxide; hydrogen peroxide catabolic process. Lineage: Eukaryota; Metazoa; Arthropoda; Insecta; Lepidoptera; Nymphalidae. Gene Ontology annotation, molecular function: catalase activity; heme binding. The transcript is spliced from 2 exons. The record is from RefSeq and is a predicted model, not a curated record. Bases 680 to 2128 code for a protein of 482 amino acids. Gene Ontology annotation, cellular component: cytoplasm; mitochondrion; peroxisome.
UUUUUAAAAACAAUGUUUUUAUUUUUAUCUUUACCUAAUCUAAUUCAGAGAAGGCGGUAAGUUUAUUGUAGAAAUCCUUUGAAAGACCUCUUGUAUGACAGAUUGCAGACACUGAGUAAGAGCUGAUAAUACUAAAUUAAAUAACGAUAUUAUUAGUUCAAGUGCAUGACUAAAGGUGUCUGGUAGAGUCGACCUUCAAAAAACAAAAAUAUUUCACCUAAAUUAAUCAUUAAUUAAUUAAUAUUGUUUAAAUAAAUAGGUACCUAUUUCUUUUCUGAAUCAUCAAGUCUUGUCUGUUGGUAUUUGGUAAACAAUAGAGAAAGACUUCAGUAUUUAGGCGUGUCAAGAAUUUCCACCUAUAAACACCUCAUUCGUAAUGUUUAAAAGAAUAUUCAAUUCCUUGCCUUUUUUAGUACUUACAUCUUAAACCUAUACUUAGAUUUUAAGUACCUACCUAAGUAGGUAUAUAAAUGAGAAGAUGAUUAUCCUAUCUACCUACCUACCCAUUAUUUGAGUCGAAUAAAACCGCAAGCUACAAGCUUAACUAUUUAAUGCAUAUUCAUCUAAAUAAACAAGGUUUUCAGUAUAUAAGACAAAAGUAAAUUUAUUUUUUACUGUAGGUAGGUGGAUCCAACACCUGCAACAGUUUAGCAAGCGAGUAUUCAACUAGAUACGAAAAAUGUUAGGGUUUUUGAUAAUACUAGCAGCGUCGGCGGCGGCCAUGCAGGAGCAAUGUCAUCCAGCCGUUGACAACGCCUUGCUGACACAGAUCAGGAAGAACAGUCCCGUGGGUCUGAUGAGUGUCAGCAACGGCGCGCCUGUGACCUACUGCGAAGCCAACAACUCCCUCAACGAGCCGCUGCUCCGUAACACUUUCUACAUGGACCACAUGACUUCACAAACUCGAGAAAGAACUUUUCGUCGCCCCGUUCAUGGAAAGGGCGCUGGAGCGUUCGGCUACUUCGAAGUGACCCAUGACAUCUCCCAUAUUUGUAAAGCUAGCUUUCUAAGCGAAGUAGGAAAGAGGACGCCAGUCGCAGCGAGAUUUUCAUCCGGAAUCGCAGAAAAAGGAGGCUCGGAGUUAAGUCGAGAGGUUCGAGGUUUCUCGGUGAAGUUUUAUACAGACGAAGGUAACUUUGAUAUACCUUGCAUCGCUACUCCCAUGUUUGUUAUCAAUAACCCAAGUUAUUACACCAAAUUCAUCUAUGGCAUAAGAAAGCAUCCAUCGCAGUAUCUCUAUGACCCCAAGCCAUUAUGGGACUUAAUAAUUCAGCACCCCGAAUCGCUGAACAUGUUUAUGUGGAUGUUCGGGGACCGCGGUAUUCCAGACGGUUACCGUCAUAUGGCUGGUCACAAUGUUCAUUCACUGCAGGUUGAAAACGAACAGGGGGAGCAACAUUACAUGAGAAUGCAUUUAAUGCCAGUCGCGGGCAUUAAACACUUAACAACGGCGGAAGCUCAAAAAAUCAGCGCUGUGGAUCCAGAUUAUUUUACGAGAGAUUUAUUCGAUGCAAUUACGAAAGGUGACUAUCCUUGUUGGACAGUUAGCGUGCAGAUCAUAACCGAAGAUGACGUGAAAAGGUGUGGAUUCAAAUUAAUAUUCGACGUAACAAGAGCGCUUGAUGAAAUUGAAUUUCCCCUUCACCAAAUUGGUAAAAUGUGCUUAAAUAGAAAUCCUAAAAAUUACAAUGCAGAAAUAGAACAGUUGGCCAUUAGUCCGGCGAACUUGGUGAAUGGUAUACUCGGAGCGCCCGACAGAGUGUACGAAGCGCGAAGAUUCGCCUACAGAGAUGCGCAAUUACGCCGCUUGGGGCCAGAUGUUGACAGCAUUCCUGUCAACUGCCCACUCCACGUCCCCGACGACAGCCCCGACUCUACUGGUUACGUAUCAAAGACAGGUUUACUUCAAAUAGUAGAAGAAAAGCCAAACAAUUUCGAUCAGAUCACAAAAUAUUACGAGGGGCUAUCUUGUGAUGAAAAUACCCGAUUAAUUGAGAAUUUUAUCCCUGCUCUGUCAGUUGCCUCUAAAUCGGUCCAAGAGCAAGUGUUAGAGCUUUUAAAAACUAUUCACGGCGACUUGGCCUGUCGCGUUGCUGAAGGGUUCAAUAUGACGAUAAAUUAUUGUUAA